This is a messenger RNA of Gastrolobium bilobum, 3461 nucleotides long. RefSeq names its product BEL1-like homeodomain protein 1. Gene Ontology annotation, biological process: regulation of transcription by RNA polymerase II. The record is from RefSeq and is a predicted model, not a curated record. NCBI's taxonomy places the organism in Eukaryota, Viridiplantae, Streptophyta, Magnoliopsida, Fabales, Fabaceae. The coding region runs from base 790 to 2841 and encodes 683 amino acids. The transcript has 6 exons. Gene Ontology annotation, molecular function: RNA polymerase II cis-regulatory region sequence-specific DNA binding; DNA-binding transcription factor activity, RNA polymerase II-specific.
AUUGCAGAGAAUAGUACACUGAGACAGCAGAGAUAGCAAGCAAACUCCGAACUCUCCAAAGUUCCAAACCCAACUCAACCCAAUCAAUCGCUCUGAAAGCAAAAGGGUGGCUAGCUUUUGCUUCCCCCAUACCCCACGCUGAUGGACAGUUUGUCUAGCUAGAUAGCACCUUUCUACCAUCCUUCUUAAUUCCCUCUCCUUCUUCGUGUGAAAAAAACACCCAAUCUUCUUCCUCCCUUUAUUCAUUAUUAAUUGGGAAUUGUACGGUCACUCUGAAAACUGGUUGGUUUCUUCAUUGCGCAGCCUAGAUAGAUAAUCCUCUUUAAUAGGAUCGUUUCUUCCAUUUUUAUUUUUAUUUUUUCAUUUAUUUUUUUCAUUUCUCUUCAACAACCUCAGCAUGCAUCAAAUUUCCAUAAAGUACAAAAGGUUCUCUUUCUCUUACACUCUUAUAGCUUCUUAAUUGAUUCCAUACAGUCUCUCACAAACUCCGCGGAGUUUCAUGCCAUGUGUGUGUUUAAUUUCCAGAUUUUUUUUGUUAUAUAUUUAAAUUUUCUUCUUUUUUUUUUUGUGAAUUUUAAGGUAAUUUCUGGGAUUCAUUAACAGCAACCAGUCUCUUUUGUUUGCUUUGUCAGGAUCUGCGAAUAUCAAAACCGAGCUUCAAAUUAAGAGGCUAAUCAAGGUGUACAGAUCAAGACACACACACACAUAAAAAAUAAAAAAAAAAGGUUCAUUUUUACGGACAAAAAAAAGAAGCAGAAGAAGAAGAAGAAGAAGAGAAUUUUGAGAGACAUGGCAUCGUACUUUCAUGGUAACACUUCAGACAUCCAAUCCUCAGCAGAAGGGUUGCAGACACUUUACCUUAUGAAUCCAAACUACGUACCUUACUCUGAUGCGCCGCAACAACCAACGCCCAACAUGUUUCUCGUUAGUCCCAACACAACUAACAGUGCUACGACUACUCCACCCAACGCGCUCAACUUAAUCAACUUCUCCCACGCGCCGCCACCUCCAUCACCCAACAACCACCAUCAUCAUUAUCAACAUCAACACCUAAUUGGGGUCACCAUUCCCGCAUCAAACAUCCUCGGAUCCACCACCACCGACGAUCCCGCUCGACAGUCCUUCCUCGGACAACAUGAAAUCUCCGGCUUUCAUGGCUUUGCUGCCGCCGCUACCACCGCCGCCGACGCCACUGUAGCCCCUCGUGCUCACUAUAACUUGUGGCGUUCCAUGAUUGAUCAAACCGCCUCUUCUGCGGUGACAACCAGCCCAUCUAGCAAUUCCGGCGGCGUCGCCUCCGCCAUCGCUGCCGCAGAUGUGUCGCCGCGGAUUGGUUUUCACAGGCCUAGUUAUCAACAGGGCUUAUCACUUAGCCUUUCAUCGCAGCAACAAACAGCUUAUAGGUCUCUCUCCGGCGAUGUCGACUUUCAGGCUAUAUCUCCGGCGAGCCGUGGCGGCGGCGGCGGCGGCGGUGGCGAUAUUCACAGCUUUAUUUUGGGGUCCAAGUAUUUGAAAGCCUUGCAGGAGCUUCUAGAUGAAGUUGUUAAUGUGGGUAAGGGAAUCUACAAAGGCGAAUCUUUAGAGGGUGCUAAGAAAGAGAAGAUGAAAGCGAAUAUUGAAUCCAAGUCUAUGAUCGGUGAAGGUUCAAAUGGUGGAGUAGGAGAAAACAGUGGAGGCAACAAGCAAGGAACUGAACUCACCACAGCACUGAGACAAGAUCUUCAGAUGAAGAAGUCCAAACUUGUCAGCAUGCUCGAUGAGGUUGAGCAAAGGUACCGACAAUAUCACCAGCAAAUGCAAAUUGUGAUAUCAUCAUUUGAGAAGGUAGCGGGUUUUGGGGCGGCAAAAUCUUACGUAGCCCUUGCCUUAAAGACCAUCUCAAAGCAAUUUCGGUGUCUUAAAGAUGCAAUCUCUUCACAAAUUAGGACAACGAGUAAGACCUUGGGCGAAGAUGAUUGCUUAGGAGUUAAGGUAGAAGGUUCGAGGCUCAGGUAUGUUGAUCACCAUCUUCGACAACAACGGACACUACAACAGCUUGGAAUGGUCCAGCACAAUGCUUGGAGGCCCCAAAGAGGCUUACCUGAACGAGCUGUUUCCAUUCUUCGUGCUUGGCUUUUUGAGCAUUUCUUGCACCCCUAUCCUAAGGACUCUGAUAAGGUUAUGCUUGCAAAACAAACUGGACUUACUCGGAGCCAGGUGUCUAAUUGGUUUAUAAAUGCCCGAGUUCGGCUAUGGAAACCAAUGGUUGAAGAAAUGUACUUGGAAGAAACCAAGGAGCAAGAGCAAAAUAAUGGCUCCCAGGAUAACAAAAAUAAAUCAAAAGAAUCAAGCAAGGAGUUAUGGUCAGCAGCUAAUGUUGCACAGGAAUCAGGGUCUUCUGACAUGCAAAGAAGUCCAAAAAAGCCAAGAAGUUCUGAAAUGCAGAACUCUCCAGGUAGUAUCCUUUCAGUGGACAUGGAAAUGAAGUCUGAGACAAAUAGAGAAAGGCACAAAAAAGAUGGGUACCCUUUAAUGACUGGCAAUGAAAACCAUGUUGGUGGUUAUGGUGCAUUCUCCUUGGAAGAAGACAUUGGAAGGUUUAAUGUCACUGAGCAUUUGGCUCCAAGGUUCCAUGGAAAUGGUGUUUCUCUCACUCUAGGACUUCCCCAUAGUGAGAACCUUACUCUCUCUGGAAACCAGCAUGGAUUUCUCUCGCAGAAUAUACAUUUGGGAACCAAUGAAAAUGAGUUUUGUGCUAUCAACACUCCACCUUCUUCUCACUCAGGAACCAGUUAUGAGAGUAUUGAUAUUCAAAACAGAAAAAGGUUUUCUGCACAGUUAUUGCGGGAUUUCGUGGCCUAAGAAGUUAUAACUAGCUAGCAAUGAUACUUGACAUACCCUAUGUAUGAGGGAAUUGAAAACUUUCUUUUUCUGCUACUGCAUGCUAUCCACAAAAGACAAUUCAGUUCAGUGUUUCCCUCGUAACACUAACAAUUAGCAGAAAACUUUAGCUAGCUAGCAGCACAAGAAAAGAAAUUGCGAGAGGUCUAUGAAUGCAUGUACAAGCCCAAGCAUUGCUUACGUCACAUAUCAUCCAUCUGGUAUAUUGAUAUUCCCGGUAUAAAGAUGGAAACUAGUAUAAUUAAGAUUAUAAACUUGCAGAGUAAUUCAGUUCUAUAUAUUUUGAGUUAGUUUAAUUAUAAGAUUCAAGUUGAGUUGGGAAGGUAUAUUUGUAUAUGGUAUUGUAAAGUAGCCAGGAACAUAGAAGCAAUUGAAUGAUGAUAUCUUUGCAUAGGAUAUAUAUAUAUAUAUAUAUAUAUAUAUUGGAGACGAUAAUGCUCUGCUCUGUAAAAUUAAUUAUUGCUGCAUGUAAAUUUUGUUUCUUGUACGUACAUUUGCAUUUGCGGCUGAUAGGUGGGUGGGGUGGAAUUAAUGCAUGAAAAGUAUCGCGAUGUAUAAAUUUUGGAUGCUUUCAUUAACAU